AUGGAUGUCCGUGAUAUGUCGGAGGCUUCGGCUGCUCCGAGCGACGACUUGAAGCUGGCUAACCGCUUGAACGAGAGUCGGAGUCCGUAUGUCCGCGGCCAUAUGAACAACCCCGUAGCAUGGCAGAUGUGGGGACCGGAAGCGAUAGCUCUAGCAAAGAAAUCGAACAGGCUCAUCUUCAUCUCCAUUGGAUAUGCCGCCUGCCACUGGUGCCAUGUCAUGGAGCGCGAGUCCUUCGAGAACGCUGAAGUCGCUGCCCUCCUCAAUUCCUCCUUCAUCCCCAUCAAGAUCGACCGCGAAGAGCGCCCCGAUGUCGACCGCAUUUACAUGAACUACGUUCAAGCCACCACGGGUUCCGGAGGCUGGCCGCUCAACGUCUUCAUCACUCCCGACCUAGAACCAAUAUUCGGCGGUACAUACUGGCCUGGCCCCGGCGCAACCAUGGCAAUGGGCGAUCAUAUUGGUUUUGUCGGUAUACUCAAGAAGAUCAGCGACGUAUGGAAAAACCAGCGGCAGCGGUGUCUGGACUCGGCCAAGGAUAUCACGGCACAGCUGCGCGAGUUUGCUCAGGAUGGCAGCAUCAGUCGUAGGGAAGGCGCCGCGUCUGAUCCUUUGGAUCUAGAGCUUCUUGAGGAAGCGUAUGACCACUUUACGGCGAAGUACGACACUCACUACGCCGGCUUUGGGGGCGCACCAAAGUUUCCUACGCCUGCUAACCUGAGUUUCCUGUUGAAGCUUUCCCAAUAUCCCAACGCCGUUGCCGAUGUCGUAGGUGCGAAGGAGUGCACUAAAGCGAAGGAUAUGGUGUUGUCGACUUUGUCGGCCAUGAACAAGGGCGGCAUCCACGACCAGAUCGGGAACGGAUUUGCGCGGUACUCGGUCACGCGGGACUGGAGUCUCCCGCACUUUGAGAAGAUGCUCUAUGACCAGGGACAGCUUUUACCCGUUUACCUCGAUGCGUACCUCCUGACCAGAAACCCGGAGCACCUCGCCGCCGUCCACGACAUCGCGACCUACCUGACAACGCCUCCUAUGCACUCCACUACGGGCGGCUUCUUCUCCGCUGAAGACGCCGAUUCGUUGUACCGACCUGCUGAUAAAGAGAAGCGAGAAGGCGCUUUCUACGUAUGGACACUAAAGGAGUUUCAGAGCAUACUAGGGGACCGUGAUACGGAUAUCCUUGCGCGAUACUACAACGCCAAGGACGAAGGCAACGUCAGCCCCGACCACGACGCGCAUGACGAGCUCAUCAAUCAGAGUGUGCUAGCCAUCAGCAGCACCCCUGCCGAUCUAGCGAAGGAGUUCGCGCUUUCCGUCGAAGAGGUCGAAAAGAUCUUAGCGGAAGGGCGUAAUAAGCUCCUGGAGCACAGGAACAAAGAGAGGCCAAGACCUGCAUUGGAUGACAAGAUUGUGGUUUCUUGGAAUGGCCUGGCUAUCGGCGCAUUAGCCCGCACUGCCUCCGUGCUCUCCUCAUCAGACAAAUCGAAAUCGACAGAGUAUCUCAAGGCUGCCGAGAGUGCCGCAAAGUUCAUCAAGAAGGAACUCUAUAACUCCUCUGAGCACACACUGCUCCGCGUAUACCGAGAAGGCCCAGGUGUCGUCCAAGGCUUCGCGGAUGACUAUGCGUACCUUAUCUCGGGGCUCAUCGACCUCUACGAGGCGACCUUUCAAGAGUCGUAUCUCCAGUGGGCUGACAAUCUCCAGAAGACGCAGCUCAAAUUGUUCUGGGACAGCGACCAUCUUGGCUUCUUCUCGACUCCCGAAAACCAAAACGAUCUGAUCAUGCGGCUCAAGGACGGCAUGGACAACGCCGAGCCCGGCACCAACGGGGUAUCAGCACGCAAUCUCGACCGUCUCGGCGCGCUGUUGGAAGAUGAGGAGUACGUCAAGAAGGCUAGAGAGACAGCAUCAGCAUUCGAAGCCGAGAUCAUGCAGCACCCGUUCCUGUUCCCGAGUAUGAUGGAUUCUGUCGUCGCCGGCAAGCUGGGCCUUAAGCACGUCGUAAUCACGGGAGAAGGCGAGCAGGUAGAAGAGUGGCUACGGCGACACCGCGAGAGGCCUGCUGGGCUGAGCACUGUUAGUCGCAUCGGCAAGGACCUGGGCGAGUGGCUCAAGCAGAGGAAUCCGCUCGUCCAGAGCAUGGAUGCGAGCAAAGAGGGUGUCAUGGUGUGCGAGCAGGGCGCUUGUAGGGAGGAGCUGGACAUAAGCAUGGCGAGUAUAGGAGAUGCUAUCAAGGAUGUUAGCGAACGGUGA
Messenger RNA from Trematosphaeria pertusa, 2253 nucleotides. RefSeq lists its product as uncharacterized. The transcript has 3 exons. Bases 1 to 2253 code for a protein of 750 amino acids. Gene Ontology annotation, biological process: carbohydrate metabolic process. The record is from RefSeq and is a predicted model, not a curated record. Lineage: Eukaryota; Fungi; Ascomycota; Dothideomycetes; Pleosporales; Trematosphaeriaceae.